This is a messenger RNA of Talaromyces proteolyticus, 1750 nucleotides long. Its product is annotated as mRNA capping enzyme, guanylyltransferase subunit. Gene Ontology annotation, cellular component: mRNA capping enzyme complex. Gene Ontology annotation, molecular function: mRNA guanylyltransferase activity; ATP binding. Gene Ontology annotation, biological process: 7-methylguanosine mRNA capping. NCBI's taxonomy places the organism in Eukaryota, Fungi, Ascomycota, Eurotiomycetes, Eurotiales, Trichocomaceae. The transcript has a single exon. The record is from RefSeq and is a predicted model, not a curated record. Bases 246 to 1484 code for a protein of 412 amino acids.
UAUCAUGCCACCGUGAUCUCUCAUUAUAUCUACUCAAAACAAGUAUUUGCAUGAAAUUAUAAUAUCAUCUGACAAUUUUAGCUUUAUUUCAACCUCAUUCUCUGCUACAGCCUACUUCCGCCGGCGGACAACGGAAAGCUACUACCCCUUCUCUAAACCAGCCGAAUCGGACCGACUUCGAAGAACACGAACCGAACAAUAACCAGGGAAGGGGAGAGAGAGAAGAUCACAAAAUAUCCUCGAAAAUGGGUCACAGCGUCCCCGACCUCGAUGCGAUUGGCAUCAAGGCCGAUCCGGAUCUCACAGAACAGUUUCGGCGCGAAGUCGCAGAUCUACUGAAACGCAACAACCCCAACUUCCCCGGCGCACAACCGGUCUCGUUUGCGGCAAAACACCUCCUAGAAUUACAAAAGGAAGACUAUUUCGUCUGCGAAAAGACAGAUGGAAUCCGUUGCUUGAUGUACUUUGCGCAUGGAGACCCCCAAACUAACCCGGAAAUUCACUAUUUGAUUGAUCGCAAGAACGAUUAUCGGUUUGUGCCCGGACUGCAUUUUCCACUGCCGGAUGAUGAGACCUUUCAGUCUUUUCAUGUGGAAACGCUUGUGGAUGGGGAGCUGGUUAAUGAUACAUAUGAGGAUGGGUCCACGCAGUUGAAAUAUUUGGUGUUCGAUUGUAUGGUGCUCGAUGGGGUGAGCAUGAUGCACCGAACACUCGACAAACGACUGGCUUAUUUUAAAGAAAAAGUCCUCAAGCCUUACAAUGCGCUAUACAAACGCUUCCCUGAGGAGAAGCAGCACCGCCCAUUCGCCGUUGAAGACAAGUCCAUACAGUUCAGCUACGGCAUCGAGAUGAUGUUUCGCGAAAUCAUCCCUAAAGUCAAGAAAAUCCACGGCAACGACGGCCUGAUUUUCACCUGUCGAAGCACGCCCUACAAAAUCGGCACAGAUGAGCAUAUCCUGAAAUGGAAACCGCCUGCUGAGAACACCAUUGAUUUUCGAAUGCGCCUUGAAUUCCCGCUUCUAGAACCAGAUACAGAUGACGAGGCAGACGGAAUCGUCGAACCAUAUUAUGAUUAUGAUGCAAUGCCUACUUUCCACCUUUUUGUUCUGUACAAUAGCGGCGACUACCGCCUCUUCGGCGAAAUGUUCGUUCUGCAGUCUGAAUGGGAGUCUCUGAAAGCACUACAAGUGCCGCUAGACGAUACGAUAGUCGAAUGUUACCAAGACAACAAGGGUCGCUGGCGCUAUAUGCGUUUUCGAGAUGAUAAGAAGGAUGCGAAUCAUAUUACGACGGUGGAAAAGGUCCUAGAAUCGAUUCAAGACGGAGUCACUGAGGAAGACCUUAUUCGGGCCGCGCCUGCUAUCAAAACGGCGUGGAAGAAACGUCAAGCACUUGAGCAAAGUAGUGCUAAUGAAAGAAGACACAAUCAACCUCCUCCAGGGGUACCAAAUGGGAACGGCGUGAAGAGGAAGUUUGAAGAAUAACGAUCUCCUUUCUUUCAUUAUUUGGCUCCUUGGCUAAAAUGUAUUAUGUGCGACUGGAUGGUGUUUUGGGAUUCAAAGAGUGCGACGGCGCUGGCAUAAAAGGGGUUAUUGCUUGUUUUUUGAUUUUAUUUCUGCCACAAUCAAUACAAAUAAAGUUCGGUAAAUACCAAAGUGCUGGUUACAUGCCAACGGGAUUUACUUUGUGUGACUUAAUGUACUCGUGUACGUUGACUACUACAAUUUCUACAUAAUUCAAUAAAAAUUAA